UAGUGCCAGAGGUGGGCGUUGUCUUGGGCCUCGGGACCAGCUGGUUGAUACUUCCUCUUUUUCCGGUCUCGAGUUCAUUGAGGCAGUGACGAGUGGGGAGGAUGGGGCGGCAGUGGAGCAGCCUGGCCCUUUGGCUGGUCUCGGCGCUCGUGGCAGGAAUUUCUGCUAAUAAAUUCAGUGUGUUAAGAUCUCCUGAAUCGGUUGUUUUUCGUGAAGGAAAUUGGCCAAUACCCGGAGAACGGAUUCCAGAUGUGGCAGCAUUAUCGAUGGGAUUCUCCAUUGAGGAUGAUCUCUCUUGGCCUGGAUUAGCAGUUGGGGAUCUCUUCCGGCGUCCUCGAGCUACAGUUCUAGUCACAGUGACAGGGAUAGACAAGUUAAUAUUGCCUAAAAGUGGUAUCUCUUAUCCAGUUGAAAAUGCGGUUCCUUUCAGCCUGGAUGGUGUUGCAAAUGCAAUUCAUACCUUGUUUUCUGAGGAAACUCCUGUAGUUGUACAGCUUGCUCCUAGUGAAGAGAGAGUAUAUAUGGUUGGAAAGGCAAACUCCGUAUUUGAGGAUCUUUCUGUCACACUCCGACAGCUCCGGAAUAGAUUAUUCCAAGAAAAUUCUAUUCUUGCAUCCCUUCCACUCAACUCACUGAGCCGAAACAGUGAGGUUGAUCUGCUAUUCCUGUCCGAAUUACAAGUUUUGCAUGAUAUCACAAGCUUGCUCUCCAGGCACAAACAUUUAGCCAAGGAUCACUCACCAGAUCUAUAUUCUCUAGAGCUUUCUGGUUUGGAAGAAAUUGGCAAGCACUAUGGAGAAGAUUCACAACAGUUCAAGGAUGCCUCUCAAAUUCUUGCAGAUUCCCUACAAAAGUUUGCAGAUGAGAUGUACAGCUUAUAUGGUGGGAAUGCAGUGGUAGAGGUGGUGACUGUGAAGACGUUUGACACUCCUUUUGUGAGGAAGUCGCGAUCCAUCUUGCAGUCAACUUCACAGAGCAAGACUGAAAAUCCAUAUAAUCUAGCAUAUUCAUAUAACUUUGACUACGCAGUUGUCUUCAACAUAGUGUUUUGGUUCAUGAUAGCCAUGGCUAUAGCGGUGAUUGUCAUCUCCUACAAUCUCUGGAAUAUGGAUCCAGGCUAUGAUAGCAUCAUUUAUAGGAUGACCAACCAGAAGAUCAGGAUGGAUUGAGCUUCAAAUUCAAGCCUGAAAGGCAUAAGGAUUCUUCCAAUGAUUUGGCAUCGUUCAGUAUGGACAGUACAACUAUUUCUGUGAAGCAUCCUCUUGUGUUUCCCUGACAGAUAUAUUUAAAAAUUAAGCAGUGGCUGUGCUCAAGUGGCAGAGCUGAACUAUGAAAUCAUGAGUUAAUGCCUACUGACUAUAUGUGUAAAUGAUUCCAUUUUGUGGUUGUGCAAUAAUCCUUGAGCUUUAGAGUUGCUCUUCUGUAUUGUGUGUAACCAUGUGAAACAAAUGCACUGAGAAUACACUGGAAAUGUAGGACUGUUUCCUGAGACUUUGUUGUAAAUCAUCAGUUACAAAGGCUUAGUUCAUGUAAAUAUUUCAAAUUGCUGUUCAUGGGGAUUUAGUUCUGCUUAUGCCGAACUUUCAGUAUAAUAUCUUUUAACUAGACCUGUUCUGCUAAAAUAGAAUAUGGCUUUAGAUUACCCUGCAUCAGCCUGGGCAAAUUCUCGGGGACCUGGGAACCACUUUUGCCCUCUUAUGGACUUUCCUUUUUAGUGUUAGGUAUGAUUCCUCCUACCUACCCCAAUACUGCUCCUGUAGUCAAGUCACGUUGGAAUAAAUAGGAAAUUACUGGCUUCUCUAGACAUGAUUUGCUGUCUUGGGGGUAUUUUUUUUUUUCAUACUCAGCCACAAUUGAUAGCCGAUGAUGAUUAAUAAUAAAUAUUUACUCUAAACUUACAUACAGACAUGACCUGGAACAAGAGAAGAAUGUUGGUAUAUCAGUAAAGGAUCUUGUCAUUAUAUGUUACUGAAUUUGACCAAAAACAAAUUUAUCGCGUUCUGUUAAAGAUUCAAUCUUUAAACACUGGUCCGCUGUAAACUGGAAAUAACACAUGGUUUUUUUCUCUAAUCUUUGGUCAGUCUAAUGUUUUACAGGUACAUCUUGUAAAUUGUGAUUACAUUCCCAAUAGGCAUACUGUGGAUCAGAUUUUAUUCCCACAAAUUGGCUUUUCAAAUCUGCCACAGUAGAACUAAAAUGGUACAUAAAUAGGCUUUGAAUUAAAAAAAUAAAUGAACCCCAUUCACCUUAGUCUAGAAGCAGUGAGAACUGGGGGGAAACCUUGUAGCUUGUGGAAUGCUUUCUGUAUUAAACAUGAAGAGAUUCUGUAGUGAGAUUGUAGUGAAUGUUUAUACAUCACAAGUUACUCAGCUUUCACAUAAUACUGAUGUUCAGAUUGGAUGUAGAGCAUGGUCAGAAUAUGGUUCAGUAUUUAUUUGAUAUUCGGGUAAUAUUAUAGAUGUGUUAAGCAUAGUGGACCAGUAAACAACUUCAUAUUAAACUAAUUACUUUGCCUAGUCGGAUAUAUUGUGCUAAGCUUGUGAUUUGAUAAAGUGGUCUGCAAGAUUAAUGAAGAACUUAAACAUGCAGCUGGAUAAAGGAGCGUAGACUUCACUCCUGAUCUCUACUGCAAUAACAAGCACCACCAUGCUGCCAAAAUGAAAUUCUUGUGGAGUUUCACUUGAAGCAUGGUAAAAGAGAGAGUUGUUCCUAGUGUGUAUUAGAUAUCUAUUCAGAUAAUUAAAUAGUGAAAAUCCCAUAUAUUUAUAAACAAACUGAAAAUACUUGAAUUCCAGUGGGAACAAACUUUUCAUCUCUAGCAAUAGGUUAGUUUUUCCUGUUUUUAUUUUGCAGUAUUUUUUCAUGUAGAUGAAGACUGAAAACUUAUUUUGAUUUUAGCUAAUGCCUUGCUGGCUUAACAAAAAUAAAAAGAAACCUUCCUCGCACUGGUGGUUAGUGCAUACAUAGGGGAAUGCAGGAAACCUAAAAAGAUUUUAAGAUAUAGUACUGAAGACAAAUUGAUCAAGAUUAUGUCUAAUCUACACUUUCCUAAGUCUACACUUUCCUAAGUGUAGACAUGAUUUAACCUAGUUAAACAUACCUAAUUCCAUUGAUUUUAAUCAGAUGUGUCCCCUGUAUAAACACUUGAUCAAAACUCCAGGCUUUGACUUGAGUUGGUGUCUGUAGAUUAGGCUCUGAGAAAGAGGGAGCUAAGUCUUCAAGCCCCACUGAAAUGCCCAAAUUCAUCAUCACUAGAUCUGAAUGUGGCUGAUUAUGGCCUUGUUGGAGACUUUGGAAACUUCAGUACAAAAGAUCAUACAGAGAUAGCUGAAAGAGGGGUAGAUUUGCUUUGACACCAUGCUGGCUACUUUAUUAAGCUAAAUAAGUAGGGAUAAGAAAUGAAACUAUAUCUCACCAAAUUAAGUGGUGUUGCACAGUUUUAAUAUCAGAGUUGACAAAUUCAUUUCACCAAUCUUGAAGUUACUAAAUUUAAACUCAAUUCUGAAAUUCCAAUCCUUUGCUUCCUAAAUCUUAAUCUUCUAACUAUCCCAACAGAAAAUUUUUAAAAAUGUCAAUAUCUCAUCAAAUAAAACAUGCAUGAAUUACAGGAUUUUGUUUGGUAUUUUUGUUGAAUAAUAAAUGUUUGACAUUGCCAAGAAAA
Anolis carolinensis (green anole) is the source of this 3661-nucleotide messenger RNA. RefSeq names its product ATPase H+ transporting accessory protein 2 (gene atp6ap2). The transcript has 9 exons. NCBI's taxonomy places the organism in Eukaryota, Metazoa, Chordata, Lepidosauria, Squamata, Anolidae. The coding region runs from base 102 to 1169 and encodes 355 amino acids. Gene Ontology annotation, molecular function: signaling receptor activity. Gene Ontology annotation, biological process: positive regulation of Wnt signaling pathway. The record is from RefSeq and is a predicted model, not a curated record. Gene Ontology annotation, cellular component: membrane; external side of plasma membrane.